AUGCCUGGGAUGAGGAAGUAUCGACGCGACACAAGCGAAGUCAGCUGUUGCUUGAAAUAUGUUAUUUUUGGUGUAAAUGUUUUGUUCUGGUUCCUAGGGUUAAUUGUGUUAGCAGUCGGUAUCUGGGCAUGGACUGAAAAGGAUACUUUCAACAAUCUAUCUCGGCUUACAAACAUUGCAUUGGAUCCAGCAUUCAUAUUAAUAUGUGUGGGCACGAUUACGUUCAUAAUCGGCUUCACAGGCUGCGUUGGCGCUCUGCGUGAGAACACUUGUCUGCUGGCAUGCUAUGCAGUAUUCCUGGCAUUACUGUUAUUAGCUGAGAUGACAACAGGCAUACUGUUUUUCGUCUUCAAAGAUUGGAUAAAACAACAAGCUACGAUGGGCUUCCAAACGUUCAUCACGCAUUAUAGAGAGGAUCCGGACCAACAGAACUUGAUUGACUGGAUACAAGAAAGUUGGUUACAAUGUUGCGGUGUUGAAGGCCCCCGGGACUGGGAUAGCAAUGCAUAUUUCAACUGUUCGAGCAGCGCGGUCGGCUCCCGCGAAGCGUGCGGCGUGCCCUUCAGUUGCUGUCGAAGCAAGCCUCAGGAUAUCAUUCGUAACAAACAGUGCGGUUAUGACGUUAGGAAACCAAGUUUUAAUACUGAUAUUGCAAAGAAAAUUUAUGACAAGGGGUGUUUAGAGGCCGCGGAAGAGUGGUUUGACCAUAACCUCUUAAUUGUAGCCACAUCCGCUGUUUGUACCGCUUUUGCACAAAUUCUAGGCAUCUGUUUCGCCCAAAACCUGCGCGCGGACAUAUUCGCUCAGAAAGCGAAGUGGCACUGA
Molecule: messenger RNA, 825 nt
Organism: Arctia plantaginis
Lineage: Eukaryota; Metazoa; Arthropoda; Insecta; Lepidoptera; Erebidae
Source: the annotation of a GenBank genome assembly